Molecule: messenger RNA, 1132 nt
Organism: Oryza sativa Japonica Group (Japanese rice)
Lineage: Eukaryota; Viridiplantae; Streptophyta; Magnoliopsida; Poales; Poaceae
Product: ras-related protein RABA2a
Biological process (GO): vesicle-mediated transport
Cellular component (GO): endosome
Molecular function (GO): GTP binding; GTPase activity
Source: RefSeq, a predicted model, not a curated record
AUAAAAAUCGAUCAGGUCGCCAUCAGCCUCCGCGUCUUCCCGUCCAAAGCCAAGAAACCAAAGCUGCAAGUAGCCAGCCAGAGGAAGAAGAAGAAGAAGCUAGCUAGCUUCUCGGGAAGGAGGAGGGAACGGAGAUCGGAGGCGGAGGCUCCAAGAAAGCAGCAAGAAAGUGCGAAAAUCUGAGGAGGAAGGAGAAGGGAGGUUGAAUCGAUCGAUCGAUGGCUCGGCGGCCGGCGCCGUGGGAGCAGGGCGGCGACGAGUACGACUACCUGUUCAAGAUCGUGCUGAUCGGGGACUCCGGCGUGGGGAAGUCGAACCUCCUCUCCCGCUUCACCCGCAACAGCUUCUCCCUCGACUCCAAGUCCACCAUCGGCGUCGAGUUCGCCACCCGCACCAUCCAGGUUGAAGGAAAGAUUGUAAAGGCACAGAUAUGGGACACAGCCGGGCAAGAACGGUACCGGGCCAUCACAAGCGCAUACUACCGCGGCGCAGUGGGAGCAUUGCUAGUCUAUGAUGUCACAAAGGCCACAACUUUUGAGAAUGUGAAGAGGUGGCUCAAGGAGCUCCGUGACCAUGCCGACUCCAACAUCGUCGUCAUGCUCAUCGGCAACAAGAUCGACCUCAAGCAUCUCCGGUCAGUGUCCUUGGAGGACGCAACAAGCUUUGCAGAGAGGGAGGGCCUAUCCUUCGUCGAGACCUCGGCGCUCGACGCGACGAAUGUGGAUAAAGCUUUUCAGACAGUGCUCACUGAGAUCUACCGGAUCAUCAGCAAGAAGGCAUUGGCUGCAGAUGAGGCUGGAGCUGGUGCUGGUGCUGUCAGAGAGGGCCAAUCUAUCCAAGUCUCCGCGACAGAUUCCAGCAGUUUUACAUCAAGAUGUUGCUCUUUCUAGUGGCCAUCGAUAUCGUUUCCAUUGGAUUGCUUGAGGUGAUCCUAUUUGUAAUUGUCAAAAUGUGGUGUCAUGCAACAAGAAUAAAGGAUUACAUUCAGGAGAUGAAGAUUUUUCAUUCUGUACAUAAGAGUAACAUAGUACAGCCGCUUCGACAAUUUGGAUCUGAAUAUCAUAAACUCGUGCUAUGCAUGGGUGAUGCAGUUGCUGUUAUACUAUUGCCAAAAUUGAAAUAUUUUGUCCUA